AUGGCACCACCACGCGACUCUCCGGGAGAGAAGCUACAUCAGAGUCUCACAAUCGAUGCCCUUGCGGCAUUUGCUGCUGCCGUACUGGUUACGCCAGCCGUGACAGUCAUGGACAGGGUCGUCGUGGAGAAGUCGUGCACUGUUCGGCCCACAAUGGAUAUUUUGAAGAAACACGCAAAGUCGCUAUUCCAGAAGCCUCGUCUCUUUGCAUCGUCGCGGCCGUGCCUGCUGGUGUUCGGGCUCUACUUUGGCACAUACGGCACAGCCAACUUCGCCACCUCGGUAGCACACUCCGGGUUCCUGGACCUCGAACCGGCAGCUGCCAACACAUUAACCGUCCUGGCGACAUUGUCCGCAAAUGUCCCUCUUGGGAUCUACAAGGACACUGUCUUUGCCCGGCUCUUUGGGUGCCCUAAAUUACCGGGUCCGGCACCCGGCAAGCCGUUGCCGAUCUCCAUCCCUCCACCGACGCCCCGAACACCACUGUCCACUUACAUCGGCUUCCUCGUUCGUGAUAUCAUCACCAUUCACACUUCUUUCACUCUCCCGGCUACCUUAUCCUCCUCCAUUCCCGACUCAUUAAUCCCAGACCCGCAAUCGAAGGCUGUGCUGGCGCAGCUGUUCGUGCCCGUGCUGGGCCAGAUAAUCAACACGCCAAUACACCUAGUCGCCCUUGCAAUUUACAACAAGCAAGGCUCGCUGACUAUGUCUGAGGCGUUAACGACGUUACGCAUGAAUUUGGUUCCUGCGUCCCUGACGCGCAUGAUGCGCAUCAUCCCGGCUUUUGGGUUCGGGACGCUUACGAAUAAUGAAGUCCGCUUGGCGUUACUGGAUAGACUGCAUACGGCGGAGGAUUUGAGGGGGAAUGAUUGA
Molecule: messenger RNA, 873 nt
Organism: Aspergillus puulaauensis
Lineage: Eukaryota; Fungi; Ascomycota; Eurotiomycetes; Eurotiales; Aspergillaceae
Exons: 2
Coding region: 1-873 (290 amino acids)
Cellular component (GO): mitochondrion
Source: RefSeq, a predicted model, not a curated record